This is a messenger RNA of Arabidopsis thaliana (thale cress), 474 nucleotides long. RefSeq lists its product as uncharacterized. NCBI's taxonomy places the organism in Eukaryota, Viridiplantae, Streptophyta, Magnoliopsida, Brassicales, Brassicaceae. The transcript is spliced from 3 exons. The coding region runs from base 1 to 474 and encodes 157 amino acids. The record is from RefSeq and is marked reviewed.
AUGACUAAUACUAAUGUUGCUGCUACAAAGCCUCUUUCUACUAUGGUCGAUGAAUCUCCUAGCCUUCUCCGUGAUUGGUGUAUGAACAAGAACCUACAAUACAACUUUGCGAUGAACUUCGUCAUGAUAAUCAUCAACAUUGAAGCAAUCUUGUCUAUCAGAAACCACGAAAAUCACGCAAUCGAGAAUGUCUUAGCAUCUAAAGCUUACUUCGUGGGACGCAUCUGUCACACGUUCGGCUUUUGUAUUUUCGUCCACCUCCUCUAUUCGGUUUCUCCUCACUUGGCUCUAUACUUCGGUCUCCCUUGUUUGCUAGGUUUCGUAGCCGUCAUGAUUGCACCAAGUUGUCCGUAUCAAUGGAAAGGCCUAUGCAACAAAGUGCAAGAGUUACGAGACUGGUGGAAGCAUGUGAAUCGACCACAAUCCUCGGUUGUUAUUGUUCAAGGAUCUCCAUUUCUAAGAUGUGAAUUUUAG